Messenger RNA from Lethenteron reissneri (Far Eastern brook lamprey), 9197 nucleotides. RefSeq names its product agrin-like. Gene Ontology annotation, biological process: cell differentiation; multicellular organism development; receptor clustering. NCBI's taxonomy places the organism in Eukaryota, Metazoa, Chordata, Hyperoartia, Petromyzontiformes, Petromyzontidae. Gene Ontology annotation, molecular function: calcium ion binding; laminin binding. The record is from RefSeq and is a predicted model, not a curated record. Gene Ontology annotation, cellular component: extracellular region.
AGAGAGAGAGAGGUCAAAGAGAGGAGGAGGAGGAGGCGGCGAGGCUGGGCGUGCCCGUUGCCCGCUGGAGAGCCGCAUAAGUUAUGCAAAUGAAGCGAAGCCCCCAUCGCUUCACUCUCCGCGUCCCCGCUCUGCCGGCUCCCGAGAGCUCGAGUCGCCGCUGCGGACACCGCGGGCUCCCCCAGCCCGCCGCCUCCUCCUGAGCCCUCCCCAGCUACAUCGGGGCUCCGCACGGGACCCUUCCACUCGCAGGCGAGGCGCUGGUGCCGCGAGUUGAGAAAGUGGCGCAGCCUGCACCGCCCUGCAUCACCCUGCAUCACCCUGCGCGUCGGAGUCGCGUCCGAGACCCGGGAACUGCGUGCGGGGAGAAGUUGCGGAUGCGACGAGAGACGCGGGGAGACGGAGCGGGAGACGCUGCCAGUUGAGUGGAGCGGUGGGGGAGAGACACCGCGAGACGGCAGGGAGAGAGAGAGGGAGUCCGAGUGAGACGCGGGGACACGGGGACAGGUAGGGUGGGGUGGGGGUACUGUCUGAGACAGCGCUCAGGUAAAGAGGCGAGGGGUGAGCGGAGACGCGGGCGGGCACACGGAGACAGGGAGACACCCACGGAGACAGGGGGGAGACACACACAGAGACAGGGAGACAGACAGGGAGACAGGGAAACAGACAGGGAGACACACGGAGACACACACGGAGUCAGGGAGACACACACGGUGAUCACAGACGGGACGUUACGGACGCCGAUUCGUAGACACGCAAACGGACACGCAGAUCGACAGCCACGCGGAGACGUGGGGGACGAGAGGCGCGCGGACACGGAGAGAGAGAGACACGCGCAGACGUGGGCGGUGUGGGCACCAUGUCGCCUUCCCGCUACUGCCGCUGGGGGUGCCCCUUGCCAGCACCGCUGCUGCUGCUGUUGGUGCUGCUGGCGCUGAGCGGGGGGAGCCACGCGGCGCGGCUCCGCUGGUUCGCCAGCGCCGACUGCGUGCGCGGGGACGCGGCCCUCGAGCUGCGCGAGGAGGCGGCCAACGUGGUCCUCACGGGGACCGUGGAGGAGAUCCUCCACAGGGACCCCGUGCUGCACACCUACGCGGGCAUGGUGCGCGUGUGGCGCUUCCUCAAGGGCCGCGAGAUCCUGUCCCCGAGCGCGCUCAUGGACGGCGGCCGCAAGGUGAUGGUGGGCGGCUUCGGUGAGCCGAGCAUCUGUGACAACCAGGUGUCGACGGGCGACACGCGCAUCUUCCUGCUCAACCCCUCCGCCAACGAGCUGUGGCCCGAGCACCAGGAGCUGCUCCAGCUCAACUCGAGCCUCAUCCGCAUCUCCCUGCGCAACCUCGAGAAGGUGGAGCUCGCCGUGCAAGAUAAACCCGUAAAGGAUCUGCCUCAAACCCCUCCCAGCGUCGUGGAAGUGUGCCGCCCCGUGCUGUGCGGGUUUGGCGCGGUGUGCGAGCGCGACCCCGAGGAACCGGCCCGCGGGGUGUGCGCGUGCCGCCGCGCCGACUGCCUGGCCGUGGUGGCGCCCGUGUGCGGCUCGGACGGCGCCACCUACGCCAACGAGUGCGAGCUGGAGCGCGCCCAGUGCACGCAGCAGCGCCGCAUCCGCGUCAGCAGCCGCGGGCCCUGCGGCGCACGCGAGCCGUGCAGUGGCGUGGCCUGCGGCCUGGGCGCCUCCUGCGUGUCGGUGCCGGACGGCUCGCCGCCACGCUGCGUGUGCCCUUCCUCGUGCGCCGGCGCUGCCAACGCCAGCGUGUGCGGCACGGACGGCACCACGUACCGCAGCGUGUGCGACAUGAACAAACGCGCGUGCGAGACGGCCACCGACAUCCGCUACAAGUUCGCCGGGGAAUGCGACCCGUGCGCGGCCGUGACGCCGGGCCCCGACGAGCUGUGCCGCGUGGCACCGCGGUCCCGCGAGGCGGUGCUGCUGCCGCCGCCGGAGUCGUGCCCCGAGGGCGACGCGGCUGCCGUGUGCGGGGACGACGGCGUCACCUACGCCAGCGAGUGCCACUUGGAGCGCGCGGGGGCGCGGGCCGGCCUGAGGCUGCGCAGGCUCCACGGCGGGCAGUGCGCCCAGCACGAGCGGUGCCCACACCCGUGCCAGCACGGCGCUCUCUGCGCGGUCUCUGGCGGGGUGGCGCGCUGCUCGUGCGAGCGCAUUGUGUGCGACGGCGCCUUCCGCCCGUUGUGCUCCGCCGACGGGCGCACCUUCGGCAACGGAUGCGAGCGGCAGCGCGCCGCCUGCCUGGAGGGGGCCGACGUCCCCGUGGAACACGACGGGCCCUGCAAGCCGCUGCUGGCGAGCCCGUGCCAGGGCAUGCGGUGCGGGACGGGCGCUCGCUGCGUGCUCAAGGGCGGCGCGCCGGUGUGCGAGUGCCAGGCCGUGUGCCCGUCGCACGUUUACGAGCCGGUGUGCGGCGCCGACAACCACACCUACGCCAGCACCUGCGAGCUCGAGAGCAUGGCCUGCGCCAUGCAGCGCACCAUCGGCGUGCGCCACCGCGGGGCCUGCGACCGCUGCUCGGGCUGCCGGUUCGGCGCGGUGUGCGACGGCGAGGCGGGGCGCUGCGUGUGCCCCGGCGUGUGCGCGGGCGCCCGCAGCCCCGUGUGCGGCACGGACGGGCGCACGUACGCGAGCGAGUGCGACAUGAACGUGCGCGCGUGCGCGGAGCAGCGCCACAUCGCCGUGGCGUCGCGCGGCGAGUGCAAGACGUGCGGCGGCGAGGUGUGCUCGUUUGGCGCCGUGUGCCUGUCGGGGCGCUGCUCGUGCCCCCCGUGCCCUCCGGGGGAGCGCGGCCCCCCCGUGUGCGGCAGCGACGGGCGCACGCACCCCAGCGCCUGCGAGCUGCGCGCCACAGCCUGCCGCCUGCGCGAGGCCCUCAACGUCACCCACGACGGCGCCUGCGACGACUGUGAGGAGGAGGGGGGCGAGGGCGGCGUGUCGGGCUCGGGCUCGUCGGGCGACGUGUGCCUGGAGGAGCGCUGCCUGCGCUUCGGGGGCCAGUGGGACGACGACGUGGAGGACUCGCGCUGCCUCUGCGACUUCGCCUGCCGCAGCGUCGCGCUCAGCCCGGUGUGCGGCUCGGACGGGGUGACGUACGGCAGUGAGUGCGAGCUGAAGAAGGCGCGCUGCGACCGGCAGACGGACCUCACCUUAGCACGGCUCGGACUCUGCAUCAGGGAGCCUGCCCCCGUUCCCACGACCUCCGCCGACCCCGUGGCCCACUGCAGCCAAUCGGUGUACGGCUGCUGCCCCGACAACCAGACAGCUGCCCUCGGCGUGGGGCUCGCUGGCUGCCCCAGCACGUGCGCGUGUAACCGGCACGGCGCGUACGGCGCGAGCUGCGACGCGGCGACGGCCCAGUGCUCCUGCAAGCCGGGCGUCGGGGGCCUCAAGUGCGACCGCUGCGAGCCCAGCUUCUGGAACUUCCGCGGCAUCGUGGUGGAGGAGCAGCCCGGAUGCAUACCGUGCAAGUGCGACCCAGCCGGCUCCGUGCGGGACGACUGCGAGCAGAUGACCGGACGCUGCUCCUGCAAGGACGGCAUCCUGGGGCCCAAAUGCAGCCAGUGCCCGCCCGGGGAAGCCAUGGGGCCCGCGGGCUGCCGGGAAGAGCCGACCCCGGCCUCCUGCGGGCUGCUGUCGUGCCGCUUCGGCGCCGUGUGCGUGGAGGAGGGCGGCGCCGCUCGCUGCGAGUGCCCCACCGCGUGCUCCGAGCGAAACCUCACCAGGGUGUGCGGCACGGACGGGGUGACGUACGCCGAUCGGUGCCAGCUCUUCACCAUCGCAUGCCGCCAGGGCACAGCCAUUUCCAUCGCGUCCCACGGGCCCUGCCCAGAGCCCGUCCCCCCGUUCCAAGUGGGGGACCCCCACGUGGGGCCGCUGCUGCCUCCCCCCACCACGGGCCGCCCCCCCCACUCCGCGGUGGUGACGCUGCCCAAGCAGGCGCCCUGGACCCCCACCACCCCGGCGGCCAGGGCCUCCCACACCGCCUCCCCGCACGGCGCCAGCACCGCGGCCAUAGGGCAGCAGAAAGAGGACGAGGUGGAGGCGCUGCCCCCACCGGAGGAGGAGGGCAGUGGCUCGAACAGCGGCGAUGGCUCGGACCAGGAGGGCAGUGGCGGCGGUGGCGGCACAGCCAGCGGCACGGCCACCGGGGAAGGAGCGGUGAAGCCGGUCCCCGUGCCGGCCGCCAACGGCUCCAUCGCGGAGCGCUCCUCCUGCGAGAACUCCGCCUUCGGCUGCUGCCCCGAUGGGCGCACCCUGGCCACCGACCCCGCCGCCUCCACCUGCCCAGCGACGCGCGUCGUGCUGGCCCAGCUGUCCAUCGAGGAGCUGGAGGGCACCGAGACGACGUUCGGACCGUGGCUCUCGGACCCAACGUCCGAGCAGUUCGCGGAGAUGCGGAGCAGCACCGAGAACGGCCUCAGCGACAUGCUGCUGCACUCGGAGGUGCAAAAAUGGUUCCGCAGCGCCCGCGUGCUCCGCUUCGCGUCUGCGCCUUCCAACGGCCACGUCCAGGCCGACGUGGAGUUGCACUUUGACCCCAACUCGCGCGUCUCGGCGGAGGCGGUGCGGAGGGCGCUGCUCAAGGUGCUGCGCUCGCAGAGGAAGAGAGGCAUCGUCGUGACGAAGCCCGAGCACGGACACGUCUCGCUCCUCACGCCCGCGACGCCGCCCCCUGCGGCCGCCACCGUCUCCUCGCUCCCGGCCGCGGCGGCGACCGUCUCCGCGGUAACUCGGCAGCGCGCUCCUCCUCCCGCUCCUCCCGCUCCUUCCGCCGCUCCUCCGGCGGCGCCGUCCGCGGCUCCGUCACCGAAGCAGCGGCGGCCCGGGCCGCAGGAGAGCGACGACUGCGCCACCAACCCGUGCCUCCACUGGGGCCAGUGCCGCCCCGAGAAGCCCUCGGGUUACACCUGCAUCUGCCCCGUCGGGCGUGGCGGCGCCGUCUGUGAACAAGAGGUCCACUACCACCAGCCGGCGUUCGGUGGAGAUUCCUUCCUGGCCUUCGAACCGAUCGAGGCCUUCCACACGGUGCGCGUGAGCCUGCUGUUCCGCUCGAUGCGGCCCUCGGGCCUCCUGCUCUACAGCGGCCAGGCGCAAGUCCGCGACUUCUUCUCGAUUGCGCUCGUCAACGGAGUCGUCCAGCUGCGGUACAACCUGGGCUCGGGCAUGGCGGUGAUCACGAGCCGCUUGAGGCUGCAGCUGGGCCGCUGGUUCCGCGUGGAAGUGCAGCGCACCCGGCGCACCGGCUCCCUCUCCGUGGAGAAGGAGGUCCCUGUGGAGGGAGAGAGCCCCCCCGGCUCCGAGGGUCUCAACCUCGACAGCGACCUCUUCAUAGGGGGGGCACCCGCCAACGUCAUGCAAACUGUAAAGCAGCAGGCGCUGGUGCAGCGGGGACUCACGGGCUGCCUGACUCAGCUGCUCGUCAACGACGUCGCCUACAACCUGCAGAUCCAGGGCGGCGAGGUGCGGUACGGCCAGGGCAUCGGGGAGUGCGGCAACAAUCCGUGCCGCCCCAACCCGUGCCGCAACAAGGCCGUGUGCCGGAUGAGGGAAGCCGAGGCGUACCAGUGCUUCUGCCACGAAGGGUUCACCGGCCCGACGUGUGCCAACGCGAGCAGCGCGUGUGAGCCCAGCCCGUGCCACCCGGCGUCGCGCUGCCUCAUUGUGCCGCAGGGCGGCUUCAAGUGCGAGUGCCCGCUGGGGCGCGAGGGCAAGCUCUGUGACCGAGACGUGGCGGUGGACAAGACCGCGGCCUUCAUCCCGGCCUUCAACGGCCUCACGUCGUACAUCGAGCGCGAGAGCCUGGAAUCCGUCAGCUCCACGCACCAGAGCAAGCUGACGCUGGAUGUGUCCUUCCUGAGCCAGGAGAAGGACGGCAUGAUCUUCUACAACGGCCACCAGACGGACGGGCGCGGGGACUUUGUGUCCCUCAACCUCGUCAACGGCUUCCUGGAGUUCAAGUUCGACCUGGGCAAGGGCCCCGCCGUCAUCAGGAGCGCCGAGCGGCUCCCGCUGGGCGUGUGGCACGUGGUGCGUGUGCAGCGCAGCGGCCGCUCCGGCUCCAUGACCAUCAACCAGGGCCGCCCGCUCACCGGGGAAUCCCCGAGCCCCCACACGUCACUCAACGUGAAGGAGCCAUUCUACGUCGGGGGAGCGCCCGACUUUAAGAAGUUUGCACGGGCGGCCGCCAUCACCACGGGGCUCACAGGCGCCAUCCAGCAGCUCUCGAUCGGCGGCACGGUCGUGCCGAGCCUCACCGAGGGGCACCGCGCCGCCGUGGACAUCACCAACUUCGUGCAGCACCCGUGCACGUCCGGCCAGAACCCGUGCCGCAACGGCGGGCAGUGCCGGCCCCAGCUGGAGCUCUACGAGUGCCUGUGUCCGCGCGGGUUCUCCGGCCGCACCUGUGAAAACGCCCUGGAGCAGCGGGAUCAGAGCGACAGCGUCGCGAUUGCGUUCGAUGGGAAAACUCACGUGGAGUUUUACAACGCAAUCAAGCACAGCGUGAAGUCGCAGCAGAACAACUCGCUGGCGCUGAGCGUGCGCGCCGGCGGCAGGCCGGGCCUGCUGCUGUGGCAGGGCAAGGCCCGCGAGGGCUCCGAUUACCUGGGCCUCGCGCUGAGCGGCGGCCGCGUGCACUUCACCUGGUACCUGGGCUCCCGCCCGGGCCUGCUGUCCGCCCCGCUGCCCGCCGACUCCAAGGCCUGGGUCCGCAUCAAGGCCUGGAGGCACCAGCAGGACGGGUGGCUGCAGGUCGGAGACGCGGAGGCCGUGACGGGGACGGCCGCGGGCGGAGCCACGCAGCUCGACACGGACGGGGCCCUCUGGCUCGGCGGUACGGCGGAGCGGCGCCGUGCGCCGCGCCUGCCGCCCGGCUCCACCGUGGGCCUCGUGGGCUGCGUGCGCGACCUCGAGGUGGGGGGCCACCCCGUGGACCUCCUCGCUGACGCCCUCCACCGGCCCCCGCUGCUCCACUGCUCCUCCUCGCGCUGACCACCCCCACUGUGACGCUCCGGGUCAUAUGCGUGGAGCGCUCCCCUUGGGUUCCUGGAUGCCACACGGAGACCUCUCAGCUCCAACUGCUCCACCCAAUUACUCCAAGCUCCACCUGGCUCCAGCUGGCUCCACCCAUUCCUCAUUGUGAAUGCUGAUCCAGUGUUCUUAGCAGCUACACAUUUACAAAGUGCACCCAAUAAAAUGUAAUUGAUAUUUUUUUGUGACACUGCAUUGGUGCACAAGCACAAUUAACAAAAAAUAAACUCAACACGUUCCGUGUCGGUAACAACACUGUCGCCUUAAAGGGAAGGAGAAAAAUAUACAAUUGGCCUCUUGUAUGUUUUUUUCCCUCCAUAAAAAUCAGGCAGGCCCAUGCGCGUUUUUAUUGGUUAGCGAGCGUCUAGGUGCACUGUGCAUAGUGGAAUGGGGGUGAGGUGGGGGGGGUGAUGCGCGUGUUUUUUUGGGUACGCUCUGUAAAUGUGCAGCUCGGAUGCGCAUGAUUGACGUGCACGACGGAUGGGGAAAUUUGUCAUCAGGAGGGACGCAUCGAUUCAUCGGUUAAAAUCGAUUCUUAUGCCCACGGUGCAUUCAUAGAAUCGUCUGCGUAAGAGUUGAUUAUUUUUUACUCAUGUUUUUUAUACCACUAUAGAUUAUAUAUUCAUACCACUGUAGAUUCUACACGCACCGCAAAGGAUCGAUUGGUCGAUCGAAUCGUGGAGAGGUUGAAUCGUUAAAUCACUGAUGAUUAAAUUUUAAUUCUUUAAUGACGCGCACGCCGAUACGCACUCAUUUCCACACACACACAGCGCACACGCGGACAAAGAGCCCCUUUGUAAGCCGAAACGGCUCUUUGGGGCAAGUGCCAUUAGCAAGCACCUGUGAAGUCCUGACGGCACACGAGGGGGUGGUGUGGUGGCCAGCACCACGCCCGGCCGCCUUUGUCUCUCCCAGUGCCAAUGGUUACACACCCCACGUACCGGUCGCGAUAAUCACCACUGACGUCAGCCGUGGCCGGGAAUCGAGCUCGGCUUCGCCGGGUUCGUGGCACGAGUGCGCUAACCACUACGCCACCGCUCCUCGCGCGGGGGGGAGUGUAAGAUGCGACGCGGUGUCUAUGGAGCUGCGUUCACUCCGCAGAAGUCGCUCCGAGUGGACGCGCGGCAGUUUGGAGCUCGGGGGGGGGGGGGCAGUCGGUCCCCCUCCAAGGAGCUCGGCGCCUCUGGCACACAGCGGAUCGGAGGUGCCGUGGGGGACGCUGUUGGGGGGGAGGGGUGGGGGGAUUAUGAGCAACCCCGGUCUCGACAGUCGUCGUCCGGUGGGGGGUGGGGGGGGUCCUGUCACUUUUGGCCGUGGGAGAAAAACUCCCCGAGGAACCCGCAGGGAAGCCGUGCGCAGACCAGGAGGGUGGGGGGGGGAGUGCAUCCUCCAUACGGGAGGGCAUCCCGAGUAGUUGGGGAUCGAGCCCAGCUGAUUGUAGCCGUGGGGCUGUCCCUGCCGCCACUGCCGCGCCGUCCACCUUGGGAGUCGAGGCGCCCGGCACGACCCAGCCGGGAUGACGCCAUGUCCGGGCCGUUCUUCAUCGAGAGUCUGUCCCAAGCAGCCUCCCCCCUCUGCCCGUCGCUAGCCACGCGAGGGUGUUGAGGUUGGAGGGGGGGGCUUGGGACAGCCCCCCAAAUUCACUCAUCCAUCCCCCCUCGCCACCACCACCACCAAGUCACCACGAAUCGGCUCCUAAUCAUCGCCUAACCUACACCGUCGCCAGGGAACGCGCCUGCCUGUUAACACUGCGUUAUCGUCGUGAUCGUCGUCGUCGUCGUUAUUAUUAUUUGUAUUAUUAUUGUUGUGUUGUUGUUGUUGCCGCGAGCGCGUUUGCCAUUGACCGUCGUCGUUGUGAGUCGGGGGAGCACUGAGUGUCGGGCAGGUGAGGGUCGGGCUGGGCAGGUGAGUGUCGGGCAGGUGAGGGUCGGGCUGGGCAGGUGAGUGACGGGCUGGGGGCUGGGCAGGUGAGUGUCGGGGCGGGGGCCCUGCGCCACUCCCUCCCUGCCCCCCCCCCUAUAUUUGGGAGCGUUUUGUAAUCCCAGAGAGCUCAAGGUGUGUAUAUUGUGGCGUUCUACUAAUUUUGUACCUGUUUCUACUCGCGGGUCUUCUUGCUGAUGUAACCUGCACUGCAGAACUCAAUAAACGGAUAUCUCGUCAA